This is a messenger RNA of Colletotrichum tamarilloi, 777 nucleotides long. RefSeq lists its product as uncharacterized. The record is from RefSeq and is a predicted model, not a curated record. Lineage: Eukaryota; Fungi; Ascomycota; Sordariomycetes; Glomerellales; Glomerellaceae. The coding region runs from base 1 to 777 and encodes 258 amino acids. The transcript is spliced from 3 exons.
AUGGGCGUUUCAAUGUCUACUGCCAAAUGGUUGGCUCCACUAUCCUUUGCUGUCGACUUUGCAGCUCAAAACUAUGGCAUGCUUAGCACUCCCAAUAUGAAGGAUGUUCACGACGCCAACCUGUCAUUUUGGUCGCCUCAGCCUUUCUUCAUCGCUGGAUUCUUCUUCCCUCAGCAACUUUUCCAGCUUGCCUGGCUAUAUCGCCUAUACAAGGCAGACCCCAAAGUAGAGCCCAUGGCCUCCGAUAUAGGCACUAUGGUUGACUUUGCCCCAUUUUACGCUGUCGGAAACUUCUGUAUUGCUACAUGGAUGAUCUUCUGGAACAAAUCUGACCUGAAGGUUGCAAACAUCUUCGUCAUCAUUAAUAGCCUUGCCCAACUGUACUUCAUCUUCAAUCGUCUUCCGCCCAUGAACACAAAGUCUGUCAACUCUGUUCUUACCCACGUCGUUGCCAAAACCUUUGCUGGUAUCGGCGUCUUGGACCUGCUACACAACGGUUCGGUUGCAUACUUUGUUCACCAGCAGCCAUCUACCACUGUAAAGGUUCUCACCGGAGUAGGGUUCGGAUUGUUGUCGAGCAUUAGUGAUUGGAUCUUGGGAGGCUGUCUGGUCUAUGACUUAAUUGCGCUGUCAGUCGGUCAAUCAGCCUACGGCAACGCCGGUUGGAGCAGGCUUCUCGGCAUCUACGCCGGUGGAGCUGCAGCCAUUGUUGGCGCGCGUAAUUUCCUAAGACCGCCAUAUGUCAGUCAAUCUACAGCCGGAUACCAGCCUCUUUAA